AUGAAUUUCAAGUCGAGCUCUGUGCGAGUCUCCGAGCUCGUCCCGGAGGCACGGCCCUCCCUGCUCCGGUACGAAGCCCUUGAUGGCCCUGAAGAGGGACUGGAAGCGCGCGCUCGGUGUGUGGCCAAGUGCAGCGCGGCGCGCCGACCUGGAGUGCGCGGUGGAUGGAGCGAGAAGCGGGGACGGGAACGCGGACGACGCCGUAGAAAUGAGCAGCAAUUCGGGGUCUCAGAAGUCGGUGCCAAGACCCAGGCGCAUCUACUAGUAGAAGAGGAAGAUCAUGGAGAAACGAAGACCAGUGGUUUCAGAGAGGGUAGAGCACCGGAGGGAAGCAGACAUGGGCAGCGCGAGGAUGAGAUCAUUUUAGGGAAUGACAAGCAGAACGGAGACGAUUUUCAGGACGACAAAGUCCAGAGCGGCCUUGAGGAAAUUUUUCCCCACCCCGCCGUCGUCCUCGUACUGACCACAUUUAGUAUGGUACAGGUAGACCGCACUGAGGUAGGCAAGAAUACAGACACCCGAAAAACAUACCAACCCGCGGGCUCGCCCGGAGGGAACGACGCACUUGCCGCCACGAUGGGCGCAGGGCAGUCAGCCUCACGCGACGAGAAUGAGCAGGGUGCGGCCUCUCCCGUCAAGACCUGCUAUUACGAGCUACUCGGCCUCGACCGCCAGGCCUCAGACGAAGAGAUACGCCGUGCCUACAAGCGCAAGGCUCUCGAGCUACAUCCCGACAGAAACAUCAACGAUGUCCAGAACGCGACCAGGAAAUUCGCCGAGGUCCAGACCGCCUACGAGGUCCUCUCCGAUCCCCAGGAACGGGCCUGGUACGACUCCCACCGCGAUGCAAUCCUAAGGGGCGACCCCGACGGGGACUCCUCGAGCCCCUACGAACACAAUAACCAGCGCGUCACCACCACCGAGGAGCUCUACUCGCUCAUGGGCCGCUUCAACACCAGCGUCCCCUUCGACGACAGCCCCCGGGGCUUCUUUGGCAUUCUCAACCUCACCUUCGACCAGCUCGCUGCAGAGGAAGCGGCGGCCUGCAACUGGGACGGCCAGCCCGUGCCGCAGUACCCUCCCUUUGGCUCAGCCGACGACGACCACGAAUCCACCGCCCGGCCCUUCUACAAUGCCUGGUCGGGUUUCUCCACCAAGAAGUCCUUUAGCUGGAAGGACAAGUAUAGGCUCUCCGAGGCCCCCGACCGCCGAAUCCGCCGCCUGAUGGAAAAGGAGAACAGAAAGUUCCGCGACGACGCCAUCCGUGACUUCAACGACGCUGUUAGAUCCCUGGUUGCCUUUGUCAAGAAAAGGGAUCCCAGAUACAUCGCCAGCAGCCAGUCCGAGGCUGAGCGGCAGAAAGCCCUGCGCGACUCGGUGGCCGCACAGGCAGCCCGCUCUCGGGCGGCGAACCAAGAAAAGUUGGCCAAUUAUACCGAGCCCGACUGGAUCAAGUCCCGCGAGCUCGAUGAAGAUCACCUCAGCGAGUUCUCCAUGAGCGAGGAGGAGUCCGAGGUGGAACAGAUUGAAUGCGUCGUCUGCAACAAGUCCUUCAAGAGCGAGAAGCAGUUCCAAGCGCACGAGAAGAGCAAAAAACACAUCAAGGCUGUGCAGCAGUUGCGUCGGGAGAUGAAAAAGCAGGAUACGGCUCUCGAGCUGGACGCCGAGCAAGCGCGGCCCGAGGUGGACGCCCAGACUGCGACGUCCAACCUACAUGCCCCGAGUGCCUCCGAAAACGGGUUUAUCGUUGAGCCAAAGCAAGCUUCCAACGGCCAAAGAUCGCUCGAAAAAGCAAACACAGGAGACGAGGGCGACGGUGCAGGCCAGACUUCGCCAGGUCGAUCCUCGGCUGCCAGCGCUUCUCCUUCCGAAAUUUCGGAUGAUGACGACUAUGCCCCGAGGCAUUCUGUGCAGGACCGUCUCCUCUCACAGACUCGGGAAGGCGAACCUACAGACCCGACACAGCUCGCCGAUGAGUUGCUCCCCUCCCAAUUCACCACUCUGAACGUGGACAGCCAGCCUGUGCCGAAGAAGGUUGGCAGGGCCAAGGCCAAGAGGGAGAAAAAGGCAGCCCGAGAAGUCGCCCAGGGGCAGCAGGGUAAUGUGCACCAAUGCGCGAUCUGCGAGCAAACGUUCCCGUCCCGAAGCAAGCUCUUUGAGCAUAUCAACGAACUAGGUCAUGCUAAGCUAGUCCCUGCUACGUCCAGGCCCGCCAAGGGUGGUAAGAAAAACAAGAAGUGA
Messenger RNA from Thyridium curvatum, 2241 nucleotides. RefSeq lists its product as uncharacterized. The record is from RefSeq and is a predicted model, not a curated record. Gene Ontology annotation, molecular function: nucleic acid binding; zinc ion binding. Gene Ontology annotation, cellular component: cytoplasm. The transcript has 5 exons. Bases 1 to 2241 code for a protein of 746 amino acids. Lineage: Eukaryota; Fungi; Ascomycota; Sordariomycetes; Thyridiales; Thyridiaceae.